Molecule: messenger RNA, 1614 nt
Organism: Punica granatum (pomegranate)
Lineage: Eukaryota; Viridiplantae; Streptophyta; Magnoliopsida; Myrtales; Lythraceae
Source: RefSeq, a predicted model, not a curated record
AAUUGAGCUGAGAAAGCUUAUCACUCGAUCAGUUAAAUCCCAUGCUCCCAACGGCUUUAGGCUUGUCCCAUUGUUAGUUAUCACUGUCAUGGCAAGUAGUGAAUUAGUGUUCAAGGUCCGGAGAAGCGAGCCCGAGCUUAUCCGUCCAGCCAGGCCGACUCCCCACGAGUUCAGGAGGCUCUCCGACAUCGAUGACCAGGAGAGCCUCCGGUUCCAGAUCCCGACCAUUUACUUCUACCGCUGUGAUCCUAAAAUGGGGGGGAGGGACCCCGUGGAGGCCGUGAGGGACGGGCUGGCUCGGGCCCUGGUGUACUACUACCCGUUUGCCGGGAGGCUGAGGGAGACUGAGGGGAGGAAGCUUGUUGUGGAGUGUACCGGGGAGGGGGUGAUGUUCAUAGAAGCUGACGUGGACCUCCGGCUGGAGCAGUUCGGGGAUGCCCUCCAGCCUCCCUUCCCCUGCCUGGAGGAGCUCCUCUUCGACGUCCCGGGCUCCGGAGGGGUGCUUGAUUCACCCCUACUUCUCAUUCAGGUGACACGGCUUAAGUGCGGGGGCUUCAUCGUUGCGGUCCGCCUCAACCACACCAUGAGCGACGCCAGUGGGCUCAGCCAGUUCCUGAAUGCGGUCGCGGAAAUGGCAAGGGAAGCGACCCGUCCUUCGGUCCUCCCAGUGUGGCAGAGAGAGCUCCUGGAUGCCAGGAACUCUCCCCGGGCCACGUUCCCCCACCGCGAGUAUGACGUGGUGGCCGACACCAAAGGCACUAUCAUCCCUCUGGAUGACAUGACCCACAGGUCCUUCUUCUUUGGCCGUGCUGAGAUUGCUGCCAUCCGCCAAUGCGUCCCCGAGCAGCUUCGGUCAUGCUCCACGUUCGAGGUGCUCACCGCCUGCCUCUGGCAGUGCCGCACCAUUGCCCUCCAGCCCGACCCGGAGGAGGAGAUGCGCGUGAUCUGCAUUGUAAAUGCACGCGCCAAGUUCAACCCUCCCCUGCCAGCGGGUUACUAUGGGAAUGCCUUCGCCUUCCCGGUGGCACUGGCAACCGCCGCCAAGAUCUGCGGGAACCCACUGGGAUACUCAUUGGAGCUGGUGAGGAAGGCCAAGGCGGACGUGAACGGGGAGUACAUGAGGUCUGUCGCGGACCUCAUGGUAACCACAGGAAGGCGACACUUCACGGUGGUGCGAACCUACCUGGUUUCGGAUGUGACUAGGGCCGGGUUCGGAGAGGUGGACUUUGGGUGGGGGAAGCCAGUAUAUGGUGGGCCUGCAAAGGGGGGAGUAGGGGCCAUCCCAGGGGUGGCGAGCUUCUACAUACCAUUCCGGAAUCAUGAGGGAGAAGACGGCAUCGUGGUCCCGAUCUGCCUGCCGGGCCCGGCCAUGGAGAGAUUCGUGGAGGCCUUGGACCACAUCCUGAAGGGUCGCAAAGUUGCGAAUGUUUCCAAGCCCGCCUUUGUUCUAUCGGCCCUUUAAAUUGAGAAUGAGAAUCUUCAUUUCUGUUGGCGUUUCUUGUAUGAUUAGCUUCUCUCGGGGUCGAUAUCAAUAACGAACAACCGAUGUACGUGGUCUUUGUUGUAAUACCUGAGUUAUAUAUGUCAUGUAAUAUUACUUGGAACUUGGAAGGC